Molecule: messenger RNA, 773 nt
Organism: Prionailurus viverrinus (fishing cat)
Lineage: Eukaryota; Metazoa; Chordata; Mammalia; Carnivora; Felidae
Product: microtubule-associated proteins 1A/1B light chain 3B-like
Exons: 1
Coding region: 119-493 (124 amino acids)
Biological process (GO): autophagosome assembly; autophagy of mitochondrion; macroautophagy
Cellular component (GO): cytosol; autophagosome membrane; autophagosome
Molecular function (GO): ubiquitin protein ligase binding
Source: RefSeq, a predicted model, not a curated record
UUUGCAUCUCCUCUUAAGAAUUAAACUCAAUCAGACAAGGGAAGUUGCUGUCGCCACGGUCGGAGUCUCUGCCACUGCCGUCUGGAACAGCCGGACCCUCCGCCUCGCCUCCCGCACCAUGCUGUCGGAGAAGACCUUCAAGCAGCGCCGCACCCUUGAACAAAGAGUAGAUGUCCGACUUAUCCGAGAGCAGCAUCCUACGAAAAUCCCAGUGAUCACAGAACGAUACAAGGGUGAGAAGCAACUUCCUGUACUGGACAAAACCAAGUUCCUUGUACCUGAUCACGUCAACAUGAGUGAGCUCAUCAAGAUCAUUAGGAGGCGCUUACAGCUCAACGCUAAUCAGGAGUUCUUCCUGUUAGUCAAUGGACACAGCAUGGUGAGUGUGUCCACUCCGAUUUCUGAAGUGUAUGAACGUGAGAAGGACGAAGAUGGGUUCCUGCAUAUGGUAUAUGCCUCUCAGGAGACAUUUGGAAUCAAAGUGUCUGUGUAAGACUAGAAAAAUGCAUCUGUUCUAGAAUUUUUUUAAGCCCUUACCAAGGAAAAAAAACGGACAUAACCAACUGAGAUUGAUCCAUUCAUCCAAUUACAGGCCAUCAAAAUCAGUAGUGUUCCUGCCUAGGAGUUGUAGGAAGUUGUUUUGUGCUGCAAGCAGAAAAAUGGAUCUCCACGUGAGCACAUUCAGCUUUGGAAAAACCAUUAUUUAACCUAGGCUGUUUUGUUUUCAAAUUUAGAAGUUUAAAAAUAAAAUACUUUGCAUUCUAAGUUGCCGA